Messenger RNA from Paramuricea clavata, 5404 nucleotides. The record is from the annotation of a GenBank genome assembly. Lineage: Eukaryota; Metazoa; Cnidaria; Anthozoa; Malacalcyonacea; Plexauridae.
GGAAAACACUUCGAGAUUUUGAAAAUUGUUCAAAUCAAAAUGGCGACUCUGAGCAGUGUACGAAUAUCUUUUGCCAAAUCUUUAAAUCUGAUGCGUUGUGUUGUAUUUGGUAAGUAUUUGGAAGCCUUUAAUGUGUGUUUUUAACCUAAUUUUUAUUUUUAACAUGAUAUAAAAAUAUGCAUAAUUAAAUAAAAAUAUGCUGAAUGUAGUGUACAAACGGUAAGCUAUAAAGUAAUUGCAUAUGUACAUGUACAAAAUCAAGUUAUAGCAGAACGCAUUUGCUUUAUAAGCCUACAUGAAAAAUCCUCCCAACAUUAUCAAUUUUCCUUUGCGCCACCUCCUGAGCUUUAAAAAAUGGACCCCCACUUUGUUUGGAUGGUUGUAACAAUGUUUUGAAUAAUUAUUUUUUGUAUACAUUUGACUGGAAAUUGCUGCUGCGGGAAAAGGCUAACUUAGAUUGCAGAAUAGCUUGAAUUUGAGGCUGAUAUAAAUUAAUUAUGUGCUCCUAUUUAAGUUUUAUGAUUAACUCAUUGUCAAACUCAUUGUCAGCCUUCAAACCAUUGUCUCGCAUCUUCUCAACUAAAUUUGGAAAGUGUGCAUUGAUUAACAAUUUGUAUGGUAUAUAUUUUUAGGUUCACAGAAAGUACGAUUAUGUCAUAAUCAGAAUGGUGGUCAGGAUGGUGAUAAGGCAACCUCAGGAAAUAAGUUAGUAUGAAAAAAAACUAUUCAAUAUAUGGUUUUUAGUUUAACCUAAGUUCAGAUCAACUGCUUUGAAACUUAUAUUGCAACAUAUGAAACUAAACUAAUAAAAAAGUGAAUUUAAAGCUGACAACCCUGAUCUUUGAUCCAUAAUAUAUUUGACUAUUAUUUCUUUGUAGCAACCAGUCAGAAAACACAAGUGAUGAAAAAGAUGAAACAACAUAUGAUUACACAUCUGACGAAGGCUCUGACGAAGGUCUUGAUGACGAGAGCAUCAGUGAACGUAUCCUAACAGCUGCCCUGCAGUUUGUGCCUGAAUAUGGUUGGACCGCUCAGGCAAUAGUCGAAGGUGCAAAGAUUGAGGGAUUCUCUGGUAUGGCUGAGGGCAUGUUUCCAAGGGAGGGUGGUGAUCUGGUGUUGCAUUUUAUAAACAUGUGUAACCUGGAUCUCGGCGACUACUUGGCUGAUAACUCAAGAACACAAGAGGAAAUCAGGAAAACCAUGUAAGAUAUAUUAUGUGGCAGCACUCUCCCCUUUAGGAGUAAAAUUACAUAGCAUUAGACUGUAACAUAAGAUAUCUCUUGAAUGUGUCUUGAUUACAUGUUAGAUGUUUUUGUUUAUAAUUUUUACAUAGCAUUAGACUGUAACAUAAGAUAUCUCUUGAAUGUGUCUUGAUUACAUGAUUAGAUGUUUUUGUUUAUAAUUUUGUUCUGUUUGUGUUAGUGGUCAGAAUGAUUUUAUCAAAAACGCUGUUGAAGUUCGACUAAAAAUGAUAAUACCUUACAUUGAUUCAUGGCCUCAGGUAUAUAUUUAGAUAAUUUUUAAUACUAAUAAUAAUAAAUUAAGUACAGGUAAUUAUAGUUCUCUAAUUAAUGUGUACUGUACGUAUUUUCUGAAGGCAAUGAGUUUAAUGGCCUACCCAUCAAAUGCUGUUGAUGCUUUCCAAAGUGUAGCAAACAUGACAGAUGAUAUAUGGUAUCAUUCCAAUGAUACGUCCACUGAUGUAAGUACACCAGUGUUGUUUUUUUUUGCAAGGAAACAUGCACUGCCAACUGCUUAAAUACAUUAUUCUGAUUUCAAUUAGAGUUUCUUGCUGGCUAAAGUAUGAAAGAAGCAAGAAACGGAUCGGCUCACACUGGGUAGCCUGGGGGAGGUGUAUGUCCUUAUAGACAUGCAUGUGCAGUGUAUCGCAUUCUUUGUCUUUUUGCUGCCAAAGUGCAAGUCCCACCCAAUGAUAAUGUAGAGCACAUUGAUGUUAUUUACUUAAUUGAUAAGGUUUUCAUAAUGUAUGAUAGAUUGUAGUUGUGAUGGUCAAUUAUAAUAAAGGCACUGCUGCACUUUGCCGUGGUGGCUAGCAUCUUGGCAACCCAGUGUGAGAAGUUUAUUCUCAUAUUAUUUCUAUAACCUGCAGAUAAGCUGGUAUACAAAACGAACUUCUUUGGCUGCUAUAUAUGGUGUGACAGGUGCGUUUUGAUAUGCAUUGUAAAGUUUAGUAAUACUAAAAGCUUGUAGCUGCAAGAGAUUCACAGGUUUUGCUGUAUUACAGAGUUAUACAUGGUACAAGACAAAUCACAAGAGUUUGAGGACACAUGGAUGUUUUUGGAUCGAAGAUUUCAGGAUAUCAGAAACACAAGUAGCAUGAAACAAUGUGUAAGAUUUGCCAAAUGACUCAACUUUUAUUCUAUUUUCAAGUUUCUAAAUGAAAUUCCACAACAUUUUAGUGUGAUAAAGCUGGUGAAGAUAUAGCAAAUCUGGCAUGCUCGACAUUAACUCUGGUAGGCAAAACUGCAAGGUUUAACACAUUAAGCACUUACCUAGCACUCUCCCUUUGACAAGAAAAAUUGUCUAGCAGUGUAAAAUAAUAAAGUAGAGCACAUUGUCACUUCCAGGUAAACCCAUUAAAUUAAGUUGCAUUGCUGAUUGCUUCCGAACAUCCCUAUGCGCCCUACUUUAUUACUUUACUCUGCCUAAUGCCAUAUUGAUGGAUUUGGUUUUAAUUGUCAAGGGACCAGCACUCAAUUGGUUAAUCAGACUAUCUGCCCAUAUCAAUAUUUUGUUGGCAUUUCACUCGAUUGAAUAGUUGAAGGGUACGUUUGUUGGAAACCAACAACCCUUAAACUAAACUAUUAUCUGCCCAUAUGUCUAGUUAACCCAUUCAGUUCCAUUAUGCCUACUUUAUGAUUUUAUUCUGUCUAACACCAGACAAUUUUACUCAAUCUAAUGCCAGAUGAUUUUACUCAAGAGGAGAGCGCUGGUGCUCAAUGGGUUAAAAUCAUGUGAAUAACCGUAUUAUAACAAAGGUGUGUUACAUCAUACACGUCAUCACUCUUUUGCAUAUAGGUUCGAAAUAUUACUGGAUUCAAUAAAUGGAAUCGUUAAGUCUGUAAGGUUACAUUACCUUGCUUCAGAUUUGAAGAAAAUUGUUGAAAAAGUAAUCCGGUAAGAAAAUGACAAUUGGAGAGUUGGAAGAAAUAGGCAAUUCAAGGUGUCUGCAGGGAGUGAAUGUGUAAAUAAAUGGGAAAAGGGCACCUGUAAAUUUAAAGUUUUUCAAAGGUCUAUUACAAAUGAUCGUAACGAAAAUAACAACACCAAUGACAAAGAUUCAGACACUGGCAUAAAAAAACAAUUGAAAGCAAAAUUAUUUAUUUCUUAUUGCUUUCUAGAGGGCAUCUAUUAUUAAAGUAUUAUUAAUUUUUUUGGAUAUCUUUAAUAUCUAUUUUAGUUCAUGAUGAGCAAACUCAUUUGUCAAACAUUGUCAAUAAUAUAGUGUUAGUACUAAGCUUACCCAGCCAGCCAGAUAGCCAAUUAGUUCAAAAUGUACUAAGUACUGAUCACUGUUAAUAGCCUUCAGACAUUGGCUAUGUUACUAUUUACAUUUACCAUAUAGAAUAAACUACACCUAUCACAAGCCAAGUUUAAAUUAAUCCUAUAAUUUGAAUACGAUGUGUGAAACACAAUUUAUUCACUCGGUUUCGCAUCAAAAUGGUUUUUCCCAAGGAAUCUUUUCAUUAUGCCGGGCAAAGGCAUAUCACUAAUGUUCUCCAAUGUAAAAUGCUGACGGAUAAUGAAACGACAAAGAUGCUGCAAUGUACAAACGUACUCGAACCGAGAAAUUGGUUUCGUAAGCCGUACUGGGAAUGUUGCACCAUUGAGAGCACGUCCUUUGGUAUAACAGUAAACACGCUCUUUCGAUGUUUCCACACAGUUGUCUAUCAGUUCCACGACAGAUGAAAAACUUCCAGCGCUGAUGAAUGGUGCAGAGUAAAAACUAAACUUCCCUUUGCAAAAUUCAAUUCUAGUAUGCAAUGUUUUUUGUGCCGAACGGAAACUUAGGCUGAGGAGGUAACGAUUAUCGUUACUGUCCCUAACGAGGAAUGCACCAUCGGGUUUCCCAUGAAGCUUCACUUCUGCCUCCUUACUGCUUAACGGACCCCAGUACCAACCGCACUUACAUAAGUCGUUAAGUCCGUUUAGAAAUUGAUAAUUGAGGUUUAACUUUGAUGGUGAUGGCAACGACUGUGAUCGCAAACUUCUCACAUCAGGUUUUGCCCCCGAUGGCGGUUGUACCCACUCCUCGUUGCUGGAAUCCUCGCUAGACGUAUCGCUUGGUAACCUAGGGUUACACCCAGCUAGGCCAGGUAAGGGGACGUACCCCCGUGAAGGUGCAGGGAGGGACAUAGAUUUGCCAUGUUGGAAACGCUCUUUCCUGCUAUUUACUGAACCAUUAGUAUUUUCUAGAUUUCUAUCAUUACCGCCCCCACAAAACUUAACGGAACCAUUUUGUGACCCAAUAUCCCCUCUUCCAUUCGCUUCACUAUGCCAGCUGUUUCUCAACGACAUACGGCCAUGAUUUUUACUAUGUUCACCGUUCUCAAACCGAUUGUUUGCCAUAUUUGUAGCUUCCCCGCUGACGUUUUGAGCACUAGAAUUAGCAAAAGGAACUUCGUAUAUAUGUCCUUCGAAAUAGUCGUCUUCCUCGAAGCUUUCAGGCCUACCGUUCGAAUUAUCUUGUCUAGAAGCCAUUUUACUAGCUUCUUCACUUGUAUUUCUCCUGCUUUUUCGCAAUAUUUUCUUUUUAAAACGUUUCAGUACUGUGUCAUGUUGGUUCGUCUUGCAUGGAGUGUCGUCUUUGCUCCGGUUCACUGCAAUUUGAUCGCAAGGUUUAUCGUUGUUUUCCUCAAACUGAUAACGAUUUUCGAUAUCUCCGUGUUCUCUUUGACCAUUUCGUCUUUCCUCCGUGGUAUUGGACUCAUCAAAGUCGUCUUUAUUUUGCAUUUUUAUUUAGUCUGAGUUUAAACGUAAAAGGAAGUUUCUGGUUUCAUGUUUUUGUUUCUAAAUACGAGUUUGAGACCCAGGGCAAUGAACCCUAUACUGCAAUAAACGCCGUAAAUAGCGAAAUAUUGCGGAUAAACGCGACGUUUUCCACAAAACAGUUAUAUUUAUGACCAUGCCAGUUCAGAAAGGAAGUUUAACGCCCUUUGCAUGACAUAACAUAAGAAUAAUGCCGUCCUGUCACGUUCAAAUGAUCUGCCGGUGCCGGCCAGGCUGCAUGUUUAACAUUUACAGUAUGGUUCUGUUUUUAUGGUUUUGUUUUAUCAUCACUCGAAUACAAAGACCUCUGAUGAUCUCGGGGGUGUAGAAAUGAAUAAAAAUAGCUGAGUAGUAUUAAUAGGUAGUAUUAAUAAUAGAAACCGUUCCGUCAAAC